Messenger RNA from Symbiodinium sp. CCMP2592, 990 nucleotides. The record is from the annotation of a GenBank genome assembly. Lineage: Eukaryota; Dinophyceae; Suessiales; Symbiodiniaceae.
AUGCAGGGUCACAUCGAGGUCGUGCGUUUGCUGUUGGAAGCCGGCGCUGACAAGAACUUGGCCGGCAAGAAUGGCUGGACGGCGUUGAUGGUGGCAUCUUCGCAAGGUCAUGUGGAAGUUUUGCAGUUGCUGCUGGAGGCCGGUGCCGACAAAAACUCGGCCGGCAACAACGGUGUGACAGCUUUGAUGAUGGCAUCUGUGCAAGGUCAUGUCGACGUCGUGCGCUUGCUGCUGGAGGCCGGGGCCGACAAGAGCGUGGCCGGCACCAAUGGUGUUACCGCUUUGACGAUGGCAUCGGAUCAAGGCAAUGUCGAAGUCGCCCGCUUGCUGCUGGAGGCUGGUGCGGACAUAAAUCUGGGUAGCAAUGUCGGUUUGACGGCGUUGAUGACGGCAUCUGGGCAAGGCCGCGUCGAAGUCGUCCGCUUUCUGUUGGAGGCCGGUGCAGACAAGAACUUAGCCUCCCACAACGGCUCGACAGCUUUGAUGCUGGCAUCUCUGCAAGGUCAUGUCGAAGCUGUGCAGUUGCUUGUGGAGGCCCGUGCCAACACAAACCUGCCAGACAACCACGGCUUAACAGCUUUGACGAUGGCAUCCGGGCAAGGUCUUGUUGCGGUCGUGCGCCUGCUGUUGGAGGCUGGUGUCGACAAAGACCUGGUCUCCAACAACGGCUUCACAGCUUUGAUGUUCGCAUGUGGUAGCAGCCAAGCCGAAGUCGUCCGCGUGUUGUUGGAGGCUCGUGCCGACACAAGCGUGGCCGACAACAACGGCUUCACAGCUUUGUCGAUCGCAUCUGGACAAGGUAACCUUGAAGUCGCGCGCCUGCUGUUGGAGGCCGGUGCCCAGGACCCGGCCGGCAGCAAGCACUUCAUUGCUUUGACUCUGAGAAAGGUCAUCCUCAAGUCCUGCUUCUACUGCCGGAGUCUCUGGGGCGAAUGCUCCAAGCCCAUUGCAUCGAUGUGCAGUCCGCCCAGAGACGCCAAUAUCCAUUAA